This is a messenger RNA of Lichtheimia ornata, 2538 nucleotides long. RefSeq lists its product as uncharacterized. The coding region runs from base 1 to 2538 and encodes 845 amino acids. Gene Ontology annotation, molecular function: FAD binding. The transcript has 6 exons. Lineage: Eukaryota; Fungi; Mucoromycota; Mucoromycetes; Mucorales; Lichtheimiaceae. The record is from RefSeq and is a predicted model, not a curated record.
AUGUCACAUCAAUCCGAUGUCCUGAUCGUCGGUGCAGGUCCUACAGGUCUAUAUGCUGCUUUGCUGCUGAGCCAUAUGGGCUGUUCGAUUCGCAUUAUCGACAAAAAAGGGGCCCUUGAUCCCUAUGACAACCCUAACUACAUCUGGUCACCAAGAUCGCUUCAAUUAUUGCAGGCAUUUGAUUUAACCAACAUGCUUGCUGAACGUGGACAACGACAUUGGCGACUCGAAACCUAUACCAACAAGGGUUACGGAAGCAAUGCCAUAACCACCGAUCGACGUAAUCACAAUGUGUGGGAAAACGAGGCGACCGAGUUUAGUUGGAGCUUGUCAUGCGAAUGCGAUCGUGUGUGCCGAGCCAUGAUUGAUACAUUGGAACAGCGGGGCGUUGAAAUUCAAUACAAUCACGAGCUUGUUGAUCUCGAAAAUCAUCCAACAUUUGCCAACGCAUCGAUUCGCACACCCACAUCCUCUUAUGACUGGAAAUCACAGAUUGUUCUUGGUGCUGACGGCGGCAACAGCUUGGUGCGACAAAAGUUGGGCAUUGCAUAUGAGCGCCCAAGAAAAACCAGCACCGUAUUUUACACGGUGGAAGCUACGGUCAAUACCAACUUUCCUAGUGCACGCAGCAUGUCAUCCGUUACCAAAGAUGAGAAUACGUUGUUCAUUGUUGGACACCGAAACAAUAAGAUGUAUAUAUCAUUUGAGCAUCGCCCCAAGUGGAGUCGCCUCACCAUUGAUGAUGACGUGCCUCUCAUUCUCGCUCAAAAGCAUAUUAAAUCUGUACUCGAUCCAUACCAAAUUGAAUUUACGCAGGUGCAUGCAUACCGAAGAUGGUCAGCGAGCGAACGGGUGUGUGAAGAAUAUGCAAUUGAUCGAAAAUACUUCUUAGCUGGUGGCUCAGCACAAACUGUAUCGCCUGAGGGAUUGCUUGGAUCCGAUUUGGGAUUGGAGCAAGUGCACAAUUUAUGUUGGAAGAUAGCCCUUGUUCUCAAGCAUCGUGGAUCGCCUCAACUCCUUGACACCUAUGCUGAUGAGUGUCAAUCCAAAUGGGCUGAUACGAUAUCAGCAUCCAAUGCAUUGAUUCACCUUUUCACUUGUAAAACGCCGACAUCAGGCACGGGUCUCAAUUCAACACCUGACCGUGAGCUCGGAUAUCAACUUCACCGCAAUAAGCAUAGCCUUGUUGGUGAAACGCCCUAUCAUGCCAACCUUGUAAAUGUCGACACCACCAGCACCGUCUCAUUCAACUCACACAAUAGCAAUGACACCAUUCAAGCUGCUGCCGUGGUCACGAUGCGUGCACAGUGCAAGAUUCACCCUGGCAGUCCUGGUACCCUAGCCCAAAACUCCAAACUCAAACCAUACACCUUGUUCAGUCUCCUGGUGUCACCCUCAAGCAAAACACCGUCUCCGCCUUCAAGUACAAAGAACACAAGCACUGAUGACCGUCCUCCUCGAUCACGUACUUCUAAGCGUCGAUGGCGAUCCCGUUCGAAUUCAGCCUCUGGUCCAAGUCGCUUUUUUGCACCUUUUCUCGGCACCAUCGCCAAACGACAAUAUGACAUUCCAUUCACCACGGCUACCAAUAACUCCGUUCAGCCAUCCUCACUUGCAGAUCGAUGGCGCAUGAUUAAAACAACACAUUAUCGCCUCGUCGAUCGUAUGCUGUCUGGUUCCUUUUCAUUCACUCUGCUCGUAUUUGCAGGAUCCAUUGCUGAACGUGAGAAUUUGGCGCUCUUGCAACGUUUUCGACGACAUCUUGAAGAACCCCAUUCCUUUUAUAAACGAUAUGAAAAGCUUCAUUAUCCAUUCAACUAUACAGUAACCCAGCAACAGCAGCAACAACAGCAACAGCAACAACAACAACAUCAGCGAUCCUCCUCCUCCUCCACAACAUCCACAACAACAAAGCAACGUGAUAGUCAUGGUUGGCGUGACACUAUUCGUUCUUCUCGUUCAUCCACUACAACAUCCUCAUCAUCCGCAGCUUCAUUCUUUCGAUUCUCUGCCAGUCUCUUUCCAUCACCACCUACAUCACCCGUUUCUUCAUCAGCUGGUCGAAGCUCUUUUGAUCAACCACGCCCUUCUAUCGACACAUACACCUAUCGCCGUGCUCGUAGCACAUGCAGCACUACCGCACCAGCUACAUCAUCCAUUAUCGAUAACAACAAUGACAAAGGCGCCCUCUUUUCAUUCUUGUAUAUUACCACAUCCACGAGAACAGAGGUCACCAAGUUCUUGAGUGACACCAAGCCAUCCAUUGUACAUGCCACUUUUCCCUUUGGACUUGAUACUGUCUACCUUGAUCAUGAUCGGGAUUGUCACACAGCAUACCGCGCAGCAACAUUGCCAGCCACCAGCAAUUACAGACCUACCAUUGUCGUUGUUCGUCCAGAUGGCUAUAUUAGUGCACGCGUUGAGCUCCAAAACGAUACUGAUUUUGAAAAACUCGAUCAGUACUUUGACUCCUUUUUACGACCACCUAUUGAUAUGACUAGUGCUGCUGCCAUGGCAGCUGAUUUCUAUGACUUGUAA